Messenger RNA from Dreissena polymorpha, 451 nucleotides. RefSeq lists its product as uncharacterized. NCBI's taxonomy places the organism in Eukaryota, Metazoa, Mollusca, Bivalvia, Myida, Dreissenidae. Bases 122 to 451 code for a protein of 109 amino acids. The record is from RefSeq and is a predicted model, not a curated record. The transcript is spliced from 3 exons.
GUGUGACCAUACCAAAAUAUAAACAGGAUGAAAUUACCGCACUAUUUUGAACGUAAAAUCAAAAUGACUGUUUAUUAAAUUCGGAUUGAUUGAGUGGCCUGAGUGGGUAUCAUAAGUUGACAUGAAUUCUAAAUCACAAGAAGGCUUUGUAAGGAGCCUAGAACCGAGACCUCUUAAGGACCUGAACUACAGGGAGUCUGGUAAGCAGACCGACAUGUCAUCGAAAUUAUGCCCAGACGGAUCCUCACAGAAGCAGAAAAUCUCUUUGCAAGAGUACAGAAAGCGUGUGCAGACGAGUCCCCAGGCAAAGACUGGGACGUCUGAACUGGGGCGAGAGAGAGACGAAGUGCUGGAGCGCUGUGCUGAGGAGACUGGGGAUGGCAGGCAAAACUCCGUGGCAAAACUUGCACACAAUGUGACGGUAAAAUUAGAUUGGUCUCACAGACCAUAA